GCGUUUUAAAAUGACAAGGAUCAUGGUCUUUUUUUUCCUUCUUUUUGACAUGUCCAACCUGGCAACAAAUCCCCCACGAGCAUAUCAUGUGGCAAAAGAUCAUCCUUUAGCUUUGUGUUUCUUGCUGUUCACAGCAAAAAAAAAACAAACAAACAAAGAAUGUCAUUUUCAUCACUCGCUGAACAAACAAGAAAAAAUGGCAGAUGAAUAAGUAUUUUAAAGUUUCUUUAUCGAAGCAGAAAAAGAAAAAGGUUAUCUUGCCCGCCAG
Molecule: messenger RNA, 268 nt
Organism: Radiomyces spectabilis
Lineage: Eukaryota; Fungi; Mucoromycota; Mucoromycetes; Mucorales; Radiomycetaceae
Exons: 1
Source: RefSeq, a predicted model, not a curated record